AGCAGAGAAGGCAGGGAGGCUCACGGAGGAAGAGGAGGCCUGACCUGGACCUGCUGGACUGACUCCGUGGACAUGAGUGUUUGCUGGACGCCGUCGCCCGGUCUGCUGGCAGCUGUCUGAGCGUCAGUAUGAAUGUUUCCUCGCUGCUGCUGCUGCUGGUGUUCGGGCUGUGUGAUCGACCGGCGGGAGCAAAGAAACAGGACGCCGUGAUGUCACCUGAGCAGCACGCCGCUCGCCUCCGAGACCUCUGGAAGCUGCACAUGAGGGACUCCCCGCUGAAAGGAACAGGUUCCAGUCCUCAGCCAAUCAGAGGGGGCGUCAAACAGCAGCUGCUCUACUGUCGCGUUGGGAUUGGCUACCAUCUCCAGAUUCUGCCCAGCGGCUCCGUGGGAGGUGUCCACAAACCCACUGAGGACUGCUGGCUGAAGGUGUUCGCCAUGAAACACGGAGUCGUGGGAAUCAGAGGAGUGAAGAGCGGCUUGUACCUGUGCCUGAGCGCAGAGGGCCUGGCGUACGCAGCGGAGCAGUUUUCUGACGACUGCCUGCUGAAGGAGAACCUGGAGGAGAACCACUACACCACCUACUCCUCCCUGUCUCACCCAGGCAUCUAUCUGGCUCUUUCACACAAGGGGGAGCUGAGGAAGGGCAACACCGUGGGCCGCCACCAGUCCUGCACCCACUUCCUACCUCGGAGGACUGCCUGAUCAGGGACCAGCUUUUCUAGAACUGUGAAACUGGCCUCCGCACAGCAACCAGACCGAAGACGAGCGCCUCGUCCAAGAGACGCAGUCGGAGGGAUUCUGUGGAGCACAGAACAGAACAGAACAGAACAGUGAACUGAGCGCCGAGGCUACGUCACACUCCACUGUGCUUUACAGACCUGAAGUAGGCGGCCGCUUGUGGUGCGAUGCAGCCACGUUUAAAGGGAGUUAAAACACGUGGAACAGACGCAGUAAUGAUGUGUUCACUGGGCAGCAGCUGCCCAAACUUGCAUGUUAAAUAACUGAAAUCAUUCAAACGAGCUGCCUGACCAAUCAGCUGACAGACAGACAGUCAGCUGAUGUGUCACUCAGGACUUGGUGGAGACCAAAGCAGAGCUAAAGUAAGAGUGAUUGUCGGACUUCAGCGAUUCCAAAUGAAUGCUAAUGAUGCUACAUGUGUAA
This is a messenger RNA of Chelmon rostratus (copperband butterflyfish), 1163 nucleotides long. RefSeq names its product fibroblast growth factor 9 (gene fgf9). Gene Ontology annotation, cellular component: cytoplasm. The record is from RefSeq and is a predicted model, not a curated record. Lineage: Eukaryota; Metazoa; Chordata; Actinopteri; Chaetodontiformes; Chaetodontidae. The transcript has 4 exons. Gene Ontology annotation, biological process: fibroblast growth factor receptor signaling pathway; cell differentiation; positive regulation of cell population proliferation. Bases 129 to 704 code for a protein of 191 amino acids. Gene Ontology annotation, molecular function: growth factor activity; fibroblast growth factor receptor binding.